Aspergillus japonicus CBS 114.51 is the source of this 1085-nucleotide messenger RNA. Its product is annotated as SCO family protein. The transcript is spliced from 3 exons. Gene Ontology annotation, cellular component: mitochondrial inner membrane. Gene Ontology annotation, biological process: mitochondrial respiratory chain complex IV assembly; intracellular copper ion homeostasis. Gene Ontology annotation, molecular function: copper chaperone activity; copper ion binding. The record is from RefSeq and is a predicted model, not a curated record. The coding region runs from base 102 to 1013 and encodes 303 amino acids. Lineage: Eukaryota; Fungi; Ascomycota; Eurotiomycetes; Eurotiales; Aspergillaceae.
CGUAGUUCGUUCCCCGUCCGAGAAACAAAAUCCUCCGUGCAAGUCAGGCCAACUUCCCUUACCCUCCCUCUCCCCCAUCAAUUGGUUCGAAACAGAACAUCAUGGCCUCCUCAAUCCGACCCGCAAGCCGCCUUUUCACGCGUGCCUCGCGCGCCUCCCUGGUUUCGCUCGAGUCCCCGGCCUCUCGAACCCUUGCACGGACAGCCAUGAACACCCAAACCGCCGUCCGCACCAGCAUCAGUCACAAUCAAUUGAAGAAUGGCACCACCCUCGCCCACCGUGCCUUCUCGACCUCGCGGGCCCACCUCAAGAAGUCCCCGACGAUGGGCCAGCUGAAGGCGCGCAACUCGACGGGCCCGUUCUCGUGGAAGUCGGCGCUGCUGUUCGUGCUGACGGGCGGCGGCAUGAUCAUCUACUUCCGGGUGGAGAAGGAGCGGCUGGAGCGCAAGCGCAUCGCGGAGAUGAGCAAGGGGGUGGGCAAGCCGCGGGUCGGGGGGCCGUUCACGCUGACGGAUCUGGACGGGAAGGAGUUCACGGCCGAGGAUCUGAAGGGGAAGUAUAGUUUUGUGUACUUCGGAUUCACCCACUGCCCGGAUAUCUGCCCCGACGAGCUGGACAAGAUGGCCGAGAUCAUCGACAAGGUCAACGAGGCCACCGGCGGCGAGAAGAUCUUCCUCCCCGUGUUCAUCACCUGCGACCCCGUCCGCGAUACGCCCGAGGUGCUGCGCGAGUACCUGAAGGAGUUCCACCCGGGCAUCAUCGGGCUGACGGGCACGUACGACCAGGUGCGCAAUGUGUGCAAGCAGUAUCGCGUGUACUUCAGUACGCCGCGGGAUAUCAAGCCCGGGGAGGAUUAUUUGGUGGAUCAUAGUAUCUACUUUUACCUGAUGGACCCCGACAACGACUUUGUGGAGUGUAUCGGACGUCAGGACACGCCCGAGUCCGCCACGCGGACUAUCAUGGAGCACAUUAACGAUUGGAAGCGCGAGGGCAAGCCUUUGAGGAAGGAUUAGAUUCGUCGUUUUCUGGUCUGGUCUUGGGGGCCAUGUGUGUACAAUAUAAUACCCUACUCUGUAAAAUCAUGA